AGCGCAUUCCUGGGUAGUCCUCAGCUGCCAGCAUCUGAUUAAAACCAUAUCGCUCGCUGUGAGUGGCUAACUAAUCUGCAGGCGAUAGUGCAACAGAAUAUUUAACCGGGCCCGCGGUCCCAGUCAGGCUACCAGCUACGGUCACUGGAUCAUGCUCGGAGCUGCACGGAUCUAACCCCAAACAUAACUGGCCACCGUUCCAUCAUGUCUACCGAAGCUGAAACGACUACCACCACCACCAACAGCCAGCCUGAACAACAGGCUCCACCUAAAGCACAGUCUUCAAAGAAAGAAAAAAAGAAAGGGCCAGAAAAGACAGAUGAAUCUCUCUUGGCUAGAUUCAAAGGUGAUGGUGUAAGAUACAAAGCAAAACUGAUUGGCAUUGAUGAUGUCCCAGAGGCAAGAGGAGACAAAAUGAGCCAGGAUUCAAUGAUGAAGCUGAAGGGAAUGGCAGUGGCAGCCCGUUCCCAGGGUCAACACAAACAGAAGAUCUGGGUAAACAUCUCCCUCUCUGGUAUCAAGAUAAUAGAUGAGAAAACUGGGGUUAUAGAGCACGAACAUCCAGUAAACAAAAUCUCCUUUAUUGCUCGAGAUGUAACAGACAACCGUGCUUUUGGUUAUAUAUGUGGAGGAGAAGGCCAGCACCAAUUUUUUGCCAUAAAAACAGCACAACAGGCUGAGCCUCUAGUUGUUGAUCUGAAGGAUCUCUUCCAACUAAUAUAUAAUAUGAAGAAGAAAGAAGAAGAAGAAAAUAAAAAGAGUGAAGAAGCAAGCAAUACCGAGAAUGGUGGUGAAGCUGAUCAAGCUGAAAAAAUGAAACUGGUAGUUGACCAGAUGGACUUGUUUGGGGAUAUGUCAACACCUCCUGAUAUGAGCAGUCCCAUAGAAGCUAAAGAGAUUCUGUUAGUGGACCUUAAUUCUGAAAUUGAGACCAAACAAACUUUUGCAAAAGAGGAUCUCUUCUUGAAUGGCAUCACAGCCUCUCUUCCACAACCAAAGGCACAGCCACCCUUCUUGCCUGAGAGUUCUUUCCCUACCAAUCUCAGCUUCUUUCCCACACCUAAUCCAGACCCUUUCAGUGAUGAUCCUUUCACACAGCCAGAACAAUCUGCACUGCCUUCAUUUGAUUCUCUAAUAUCUGAUCAGAAGAAGGAAAAUCUGAGUCCCUUGAAAUCAGUGGGUAAUGGUGCUUCAAAUGGUAAUGCUGACUACUUUGGUAAACAGUUUGACCAGAUUUCUAAUAGAACUGGCAAACGAGAAGCACUAACAAGCCAGUGGCCACUUGAGAAUGAGUCGCCUGCAGCAAGAGCUCCAAAUGGGGUACCAGACAGAGAACAGAACAACUUUCUUAAAGUCCCAUCAAACCGGCUUGUGAAUGGUCCUUCCAAAGGAUUAUCUCUGCAGAACGGAGUAAAGCUGGAUUCUGAAAACAAUAUGCAUUUCAUGACACACGAGUCUAUAACAAUUAGCCCACCACCACAGAGUACCAAACCAGGAAGAGGAAGGAGGUCUGUCAAGACUGCAGUGAAUGACUUAUUCAGCUCAGACUUCUUUCUGCCAACUACAGAGACCUUUACCUUGAGCUCAGUGCCACAAACAGGACCUGCUGUAACUAGUACGCUGGACCUCUUCACAGCACACUCAGUGGCUGGUCUAGGUGGCUUGCCAGUAACUUCAUCACCAUGGACUACACAGACGCAUUCCUUCUCUCAAACUACAUCAGUCUUUCCUGGAUCUGUGAUAAGUGCUCAGCCUACAGGAUUUACCCAAUCACUAGCAUUUGGUACUCAAGCAGUGCCAGGCUGGAACCAAUCUGCAUCUUUUGGUCCAGCGGCCACUCAGUCUUCUGGUCUCUGGCCACAGCCAACACAAAUUUCACCUAGUCCUUGGCCACAGCCAUCCAGUGCUGCAAAUCCCUUCCAGAGCAGCAUGUUCGCAUCUUCACCACUACCUCCUCCAUCACCACCUGUACUGCCCUCCCUGUCAGCAACACCUCAGCCACCACCCAGAACUCCAACACAGAAGGAGCCAUCCAAGAAAGAGAGUGAUGCUUUCAUUGCUCUGGAUCCACUUGGGGAUAAAGAGAUGAAGGAUGUCAAGGAAAUGUUCAAAGACUUCCAGCUGACAAAGCCACCUGCAGUACCAGCAAGGAGAGGAGAGCAGCAAAGUCUUUCAGAACCACCAAAGCCUGUUCCUCGACAAAGUGCACUGCCAGCUGAUGGUCUAUUUGAAAGUCAAGCUAAAACAGAUCUUUUCAGUCCCUCAUCCGAUUCUCAGAAACUACAUUCUGAUCCUUUUGGGGAUAAUUUUGGCAACCCAUUUGCGUAGAUCAGGUGUAACCAUAAAAGGACAAAUGGAAUAACUGGACCUCUUUUCAACAUGAUUUUUCUACAUGUUUCACUUUGCUGUCUGUCACUCUUGCUGCUGUUCCAUGAUGUCUGCAAUCUAAAGCAUAUCCAGGGGGAUUGAAGCAUGAACACUCAAAGAACAUGCUGUGAAGAUGAUAAUUCAGGGCAAAGCAAAUGGGGAUAUUGACUCACGCUGGAAACCCAAAUUCGUAUUGGUGGAUGUUAACUUUACUUUAGUUCUUUGCAAACCUCUGUAGAAGAGCUUAGCAGAACUGAGUCAUGUGUCUUGUAAAUAUGAUCAUUUUUCUUUUAUGUAGCACUUACUGUCCCAAAAUAUAGGAACUUAAUGUACCUGGGGAAGAGGUGGUACCUGCACCUAAGGAUGUUGAAUUAGUAGCUAAACUCCACACCUUAAACAGCUGCGUCUGUUGCCUAUUAUCACAGCAGCAGCCAGUUGUAAAGUUAAGUGGAUGCUACUCAGUUCUAGUUGGUGACUGGACACAUUACUUGGUCUCUUAGCCACAAAAAUUUAACUGUAUGUAGAGGAAAAGAGUCUAAUACUAGUCUAUUUCACUAGAAGUAAAAUUAUCAUUCUGCCAUAAAUGUUUAAUAAAGGGACUGCGGGGUCUGUAACAGCACUGCUGAAGCCCUUAGUAUAGAGGCCUACACUGUAGAGUCAGAUAAGCAGAAAAACUUCUUGCAGAACUUUGAGGUAGUUGCGGACACUAACAGUUGUCUUGGUGCUAAUAUGGCAUUUUGCAGGGAGGGAAACCUAAUAAGAUUACUUCACUAUUAAGGAUAGCUUGGCAGACAAAUGGAACAAGCAGGUAGGCUUCUUGCUUAUGUCUCAGUGAAUGUUGCUGAUGUUGCUCAGUUUGAGUUGUCACAUGGUGUAGCAUAGCAUGUUUCCAUUAUGUUAGAAAGCAAAAAGACAAUAAUGGCUUCACUCCAUGCCCAGACUCCUUGAGAAUGGAUGCACCACCUCUUGCCAUUAAUAUGAGUUAAUACUCUUGAAAAACAUGUCUUUCCUCAAGAACCUCUUUACUAACAGAUUUUUAAAUCAGUUAGUUACAACUGACUGUAACAGCUACAUUCUUGGCCAGUGGUGAUGACUGAUGUGUCAGAGGUUUUUCUGUUAAUAGUAAGUAUAAACUUGAAAUGAUGUUGUUAAAUCAAAUGCGUUAGUACCGAAUUCAGACAUUUACUCAAAUUAGUCUUGUAUAUAAACCUCUCUUGCACUUUCUGCAAUGAAAAAAAAAAAAAAAGGCACAAAUUUAAAUAUUCGUCUCAAACUGGAAAUGUAGAAACUUAUGGAUGUUACACUGUUAUAUAAACUGUAGUAUCUCAAGUGAUGUUACUUAAUGACAUUAAACAGAAGCAACUCUUCAUACCAAA
Messenger RNA from Myiozetetes cayanensis, 3743 nucleotides. RefSeq names its product DAB adaptor protein 2 (gene DAB2). Gene Ontology annotation, cellular component: plasma membrane. The record is from RefSeq and is a predicted model, not a curated record. The transcript is spliced from 15 exons. Lineage: Eukaryota; Metazoa; Chordata; Aves; Passeriformes; Tyrannidae. Gene Ontology annotation, biological process: negative regulation of canonical Wnt signaling pathway; positive regulation of endocytosis; receptor-mediated endocytosis. Bases 205 to 2328 code for a protein of 707 amino acids.